AUGGGUUUGCUGGUGUUGUCUGAGGACAGGGAGGAUCUGAGGAGAAGAAACACUCCGAUCUGUAAAGACGAGUCCGGGUCAGCCCGGCGGAAUGAGGAGCCUGGAGUUCUGUCUGACUCGGAGAAUGAGGAGCCGAUCAGGAGGAGGAUCAGAAACAUCUCAGCCUUCAUCAGGAAAACCAAAAACUCGUCAGCUUUCGCUGGUGGUUCUCAGAGGAGCCGCAGCUGCACCGACCCGGUAGAGGAAAGAGGAGGGAAGCUGAAGGCCACCAGCCAGCCGGCCAUGAUGGACGGGAGAAGUAAGAGGCUGUUCCUCCUAGACCUCAUUGCCCCCUACACAGCAGUAAUCCUCCUCUCCUCUGAGAACAGUCGCUCUGUCUCGGCUCCAAUCACAGCUCCUGACCGGAGGCUUAUCUGGCGAGCUGUCUUCACAUCGUUGUCCUCAGCGACUCCUCUGGCCCUCCCACCUCCUCCUCGACCUGAGCGCUCCAUCAGCCCCGAGAGCAACGACAGCAUCUCCGAGGAGCUCAACCACUUCAAACCCAUCGUGUGCUCACCUUGCACGCCGCCCAAACGCCUGCCGGACGGCCGUCUGAUGGAGCCUGCCAUCAUCAAGUCCACACCCAGGAAUCUGACCCGCGGUCUGCAGAAGGCCACCAGCUAUGAGGCCAGUCCUGCUGUGCUGCAGAAGUGGAGGCAGAUAGAACUGGACCGCCAGAGCCUCAAAGUGAACUCGAGGGCCACGCUGACGAGCCCUGUCACUGAGCUCCACAACAAGGCCAGUGUGGCAGAGGAUGCCACAAAGGCUCAUCAGUCCCCAGCGGGAGACAGAGUGAUGUCCCACAACAAGAGGAAGCUGCUGUUCGACCCUCCAGCCGGAGAUCCAGACACCUUCCAGAAACAGUCUGUGAAGAUCCGGGUCCCUGCGAUCCGCUACAGCAGUGAGGCAACUUUCAGAGGAGGUUCAGACUUUGAAUCGACCAUUGGCACUCCUGAAUCCUGCAGCGGACUGCUUUUUAAUCGGAAGCAAUCAUUCUCACCAUACUCUAAAAACUCUGGUUUCCAGUCAUGUAAAUUGGUGCCAAAGGACUCACAGAGUCCACAGAAGGAGUCUGACAGUAGUAUCCACAACCAGUCUACCUCAAGGAGGGGCAAGAAGAGGAAGCAGAAGACCAAACACCUGGACUCAGAGCGGGACUCAGACCUGAAGAGGAGUAGGGUGGUCAGCCAGGGGGCCUUUGAUGAACGGUACAUUUGUCAGGUCCAGCAGGAGCGUCAGGACCGAGCACUCGCCCUGAAGCUGCAGAGACAGUUUGACCUGGAGAACCAGACCGUCAACCGCAGGAGGACUCCCGACAAGUACUUCCUGCGGUCCUGGAUGGCUAGUCAGAACCGGAGGAGGCGAGGCCUGAGAAGAUCUCGACGAAUCAACAAGAAGCACUAGAGAGAAGCUGGCACACACAGGAAGAGUUUCAUAUAUGCAAAGGACAAAAGCAAAUCACCAAAAACCAAGUGCACUGAAAUAAAGACGGGACAGUCCAACAGUGAAGUCAGGAACAUGUCUCCACACAUCGUGAACCAAACCGGCCAUAGAAAAUCCCAGACGCUGGCAUCCUCAGAUCCACCUUCACUGGAAACGGGGUCUGUUUCAGCCCGAUAAAUCAGUUCAGACUUUGACAGCUACAGAGGAAGGGAGGGAUUUAUUUUGAAAAUCCUAUAGUGGUGUUGUCUCAGUCAGGAUUCUUGGCCCUGAUUCGAGUCCUGUAACAUUGUGUAUCAGCUGAUACACAGUCCCAUCUUUUAUUUACUUAAAUGAUUCAGUCUGUGUCUGACAGUGAAACAACCACUGAAGCUCUUUUAUCUGACGCACUGUGUUUUUCACAGGCUACUUGACCUAAAUACUGGAGGCCCGGAUUCACAAUGAUGACAGUGAUCAAUUAAAAUUAAUGAUCUGAUGUGAAUGAAAGUUUAAUGGGAGACUGUGACGUGAUGAGAUCCUCUAGAGCGAAGAUGUCUCGCUCUGCUGGAAACACUCAGUCGACUCUGGUUGAACAGCAGUGUUACGCAAUGGAGCGUCUUACCUCAGACAUGGUCUUUGGCUGAGUGCAGACACCGGCUAGGGAGACGCUUUCACCUGAAAGUAGACACGUUUCUUUUUGUCGUCAAACUGAAUAAGCCUGCUUCCGAGUUUGAGAGCGUACGGACACGUUGCCAUGACAAGUCCUGCGAGACUUUUGAAGAACCAACUGAUCUGGCAUCAUCUCAGCAAAGUUAUCUGACUAACCUGAUAAUCUAUGUAGGAAGAGCCCAGAUCCAGGGUCUAACCAGCACUUCUGUGUAGGAAUACAACUGCAGUACCUGCCCCUGGUUCUCUGUGUGUCAAUGCCUUGUACUUGGAUUAGAACAGAAAUGUGCAAAAUAUGAGAGGAAACAAAAAGUAAGUGCACAUAUGUCGCACCUUUCUUCUUUAGCCAAUAACAACAGCAAAGGACCAACAAGCAGCAGAAAACGAUCCGACAAUAGUUGGAACAAACAGCAGCUUCAGAAGAUGGUCAGUUCACAAAGGG
This is a messenger RNA of Monopterus albus (swamp eel), 2566 nucleotides long. RefSeq names its product ring finger protein 169 (gene rnf169). Gene Ontology annotation, cellular component: site of double-strand break; nucleus. Gene Ontology annotation, molecular function: ubiquitin-protein transferase activity; nucleosome binding. The record is from RefSeq and is a predicted model, not a curated record. The coding region runs from base 1 to 1443 and encodes 480 amino acids. Gene Ontology annotation, biological process: double-strand break repair. Lineage: Eukaryota; Metazoa; Chordata; Actinopteri; Synbranchiformes; Synbranchidae. The transcript has 7 exons.